AUGUCGGACGGAGAAGACGAUACCAAGUCCCAAGUCAGCGCGGCCGCCGAGGUCGAGGUCUCUGCCGAUGCUUCCGGCGGUAAGGGCCAGAUGAGCGUCCUCGAGGCUCUCAAGGGUGUCCUGAAGCUCUCCCUCAUCCACGACGGACUUGCCCGUGGUCUGCGCGAGGCCUCCAAGGCCCUUGACCGUCGUGAGGCGCACAUGUGCGUUCUCAACGAGGCUUGCGAGGAGGAGGCAUACAAGAAGCUCGUCGUUGCUCUGUGCUCCGAGCACAAGAUCCCCCUUAUCAAGGUUCCCGAUGGCAAGCAGCUCGGCGAGUGGGCCGGUCUCUGCCAGAUCGACCGCGAAGGCAACCCCCGUAAGGUCGUCAACUGCUCUUGCGUCGUCGUCAAGGACUGGGGUGAGGAGUCCCAGGAGCGCAGCAUCCUCCUCAACUACUUCCAGACCGAGCAGUAA
Alternaria postmessia is the source of this 456-nucleotide messenger RNA. It is a transcript of the gene RPS12, whose product is annotated as 40S ribosomal protein S12. The transcript has 3 exons. NCBI's taxonomy places the organism in Eukaryota, Fungi, Ascomycota, Dothideomycetes, Pleosporales, Pleosporaceae. Gene Ontology annotation, molecular function: structural constituent of ribosome. Bases 1 to 456 code for a protein of 151 amino acids. The record is from RefSeq and is a predicted model, not a curated record. Gene Ontology annotation, cellular component: ribosome; cytosolic small ribosomal subunit. Gene Ontology annotation, biological process: translation.